This is a messenger RNA of Suillus clintonianus, 1189 nucleotides long. RefSeq lists its product as uncharacterized. Bases 65 to 1012 code for a protein of 315 amino acids. The transcript is spliced from 7 exons. Lineage: Eukaryota; Fungi; Basidiomycota; Agaricomycetes; Boletales; Suillaceae. The record is from RefSeq and is a predicted model, not a curated record.
AACUUGAAGCGACCGGCCGUGACCUCCAGUGUCCACCUCACCUUCCAACGCUCAUUCAACUCAUAUGCCUGUAGAGCCAGCCUCGGAACACCCUAUGGGCCAUUCGUCUAAGUAUGACGAGGUUCCCCAAGAACUGCACAGAGCCAUGCUGCGGCUCAACUUCCCGUCAUCAUAUGUGGUUGUCGGUGCGUACCGGCUUUUCACCGACAAGUCUCUCUAUGUCCCUGCGUGGAAUAAAUGCCGCAACGGCGCCCGACGAGGGCUAAUAUGUGGUUUUGCUUGGAUAUGCGCGUCGUACAACAUCCAACGCCGCAUCAUCAAAGCAAUCCUCACAAAUCCUUCCUCCAUUUUCUCCGUGCGCUACAUAACACGAUUCACAGAAACCGCAGACGACCUAUCUCACGAGACGCUCCUAGGGUUCAAGUUGCCCUUAAGUAUAUCCACAUACGUCGCGAUACUCUUGGUAGGAUCGCAAGUCACCGCAAUCAUCAGCUUUUUCGUCGCUCGCAAUAUUCGCGUCGCUCGCCAACGCGUCUGGGACCAAACAGUUGCCUCGCGCGGCAAGGGGCCCGACUUCUGGCAGCCAUAUGUUGAAGAAUGGGAUUCCCCACCCGUUGUCAAUGAACGCCAGGGUCGUGUGGACAGGAUGUUGAAGAUGUGGUUCUGGAAGAUGAUCAUACAGAAAGUCAUCUUACUCCCCCUUUCACUGUAUCCAUUUGUCGGCACAUUCAUCGCUGCGGGUUUUAAAGGCAUGGGCACCGCUCAGGACUUGCACAAGCCGUAUUUCGCCACAAAGAAGAUGACGGCCUAUCAGGAAGCUGUAUUUGUUGAGGAGCGUAAAUGGGACUACCGAAUGUUCGGUUUUGUCGCGGCGCUACUCGAGGGACUACCAAUCAUCGGUCUUGUUUUCACAGUAUCAAAUCGCAUUGGAGCUGCAAUGUGGGCUCAUGAUUUGGAAAAGCGUCAGCACUACGUUGCAGCGCAACGUCGCACGUCAGUCAUAGGCUCUUAGCAAAAAUUUUGAACCUGUCCAAACGUAGAUUUUCUUGGCUGUUGGCAUAUCAUCUUGUAACAUGUACACUACGUGACACCUUAAAUUCACGCUAGGGACACUUGUCAUUAUAAAGAUAUGGACUUGAGCUCACUGUAUCAUAUCACAUCCACAACAAUGAUAAAACAUUCUUCAUGG